Messenger RNA from Lepisosteus oculatus (spotted gar), 3448 nucleotides. RefSeq names its product acyl-CoA dehydrogenase family member 11-like. Lineage: Eukaryota; Metazoa; Chordata; Actinopteri; Semionotiformes; Lepisosteidae. Gene Ontology annotation, molecular function: acyl-CoA dehydrogenase activity. The record is from RefSeq and is a predicted model, not a curated record.
CCGAGAGGGGGCGGAAGAGAGAGAUCAACAACAUCAAGGCGUAGGUAGAGUUUACUUGAAAGGUAAUGUGUGCAGGGGCAAACGACUGGCAGGUCGUUUGUGCUGCAGGUGCCUGAUGGCCGCGCGUGUCCUGAGGCUGGCCCUGGCUGGGCGGCCAGCGGCAGGGGCCUGGAGCCGCAGGGCGAGCAGAGGGAGCUCGCACCUCACCGCUCCGCGGGGCCGCACAGAGGCUCCGCAGGAGGAGGAGCGGCCUCACUUCUCCAGGUCCUCCAUCGGGAGCUUCUUCCAGGAGAGGCCCCAGCUCAGGAACCCCUUUCUGCAAGACGCUCUGCUCCAGGGCUACCUGAGAAGACACCUCCCUGCUCAGGCUGUGAGCGCGGUCGGGGCAGAUCUGGAGCGGUUUGGGGAACGGAUCUGCAGUGAAGUGGACGCUCUGGGCCGGCAGUGUGAGGAGACCCCCCCCCGCCUGCAACACUGUGACGCCUGGGGUCGGCGAGUUGAUCGCAUCCUCACCUGCCCCGCCUGGGGCCGCAUGAAGGAGAUCUCGGCCCAGGAGGGGCUGGUGGCUGCUGGCUACGAGAGGACUUUCCGUGACUGGAGCCGUGUUUACCAGAUGUCCAAACUAUACCUCUGCUCUCCCUCUGCUGGACUCUACACCUGUCCUCUGGCUAUGACUGAUGGGGCAGCUAAAGUCAUUGAGUCCCUGGGGAAGUCUGGACCCCUGGACAAAGCCUUCCAGCGGCUCACCUCUCGCGACCCUCAGCAGUUCUGGACCUCUGGCCAGUGGAUGACAGAGCGGAAGGGGGGCUCUGACGUGGCCAGUGGGACGGAGACAGUAGCCCGGCUGCAGCCUGACGGGACCUACAGACUGUACGGAUUCAAGUGGUUCACUUCUGCUACCGACUCUGACAUGACCCUGACUCUGGGGAGAGUGGAGGACUCCCUUGGCCACACUGUAGGGGGCAGUAAGGGGCUGUCGCUGUUCUACGCAGAGGUGCGGGACGAGCUGGGCCACCUGAACAACAUCGAGGUCCAGCGGCUGAAGGACAAGCUGGGGACCAGGCAGGUGCCCACUGCGGAGCUGCUCCUGGACGGCCUGCGAGCCCACAGGGUAUCGGAGGAAGGCAGAGGAGUGGCCUCCAUUGCCAACAUGCUGACGAUAACCCGCCUCCACAACACAGUGUCAGCGGUGGCUGGCAUGAGGAGGAUCAUUGCUCUGGGCCGGGACUAUGCCACAAAGCGCUUUGUCUUUGGGAAGUUCCUCAAGGAUCAUCCUCUCCACAUGCAGACCCUGGCCAGGAUGGAGGUGGAGACGCGCGCGGCCUUCCUGCUCAUGAUGUCCGUGUGCCGCCUGCUGGGCCGGGAAGAGCUGGGGUCGGCCUCCGAGCUGGAGCUGCACCUGCUGCGCCUGCUGACCCCCGUGGCCAAACUGUACACUGGGAAACAGGCUAUGUCUGUGGUGUCUGAGGGCUUGGAGUGUUUCGGUGGACAGGGGUACAUGGAGGACACGGGUUUGCCAGGAAUGCUGAGAGAUGCACAGGUCCUGAGUAUCUGGGAGGGCACCACGAACAUCCUGUCCCUGGACGUGCUGCGAUGUCUGGCCAAGAGCCAUGGCCAGGUUCUGGAAGCCUUCUUCACUGAUGCCAAGAGUAAACUGGCCACGGCCUCAGGAAAACGGGAACUAGGCCCAGCUGUGACGGCAGUGGACAGCGCCCUCGGCAGGCUGGGGCAGUUGGUACAGACAGUGGCACAGCUCUCCCCUCGCUUCCUGGAGCUUGCAGCCCGAGACCUGGCAUACAGCCUGGCACGCAUCUACAUGGGUGCCCUGCUGGUAGACCAUGCUGCCUGGGAGGGGGCCACAAAAACAGACCUGUAUGCUGCACUGAGAUGGUGUGAGCAAGACCUGUGCCCUGUGGUUACCAAGGAAACGCAUGGCUGCUAUGAGCAGGAGGCAGUUGCCAUGGACACAGCCCUGGUGUAUGAUGGGAGUCCCGUUAUCACUCACAGUGCCCUGUGAUCCAUGUCUGCAUUUGUGUUACCAGUCUCCAGGCUGACCUUCUCCAAGUUACUGCUGCAGUUAUCUGCUUGCCAGUUAUCAGAGAUCUUUUCAAUGUAAUUAUCUUGUUUUACAAAACAUAUUGGAACCUUGUAUUACACAGAUGAUUUGCAAAUUAUUUUUAAGCAGAAAGGAACUAUAUUUGUAAUAUUAUGAAGGAAUGAUCAAAGCACUGUAAUUUGGAGUGUGGUAAGAAAAAAAUCAUAUAGGAUAUCAAAAUAGGAGUAACAAUUUGAUCCCGACUUUCUUAUGUACUGUAAGUGAAGGUCAGAUCAGUAUAGCAGCUACGUAGCUGUAAGGUUUUGAGAGCAGUUCAAAAGCAGAAAAUGACCUUUAUAGUAACAGCAUAAACACUGAUCUUCUAGGAAUUUAUUUCCUUCAUACUUUGUGCUUCAGUUCCAUUUUUAUCAUUCUUGGAGAGUUCAUACCAGAAGUAUGUACACCUUUGAAAAAAGCUUUUUGCUUCCUUGUGUAUUCCUACUGUAGGUGAGACCUUUAUUGUACCACUCUUAAGUGUAUUAUUGUAUCUCCAAGGGGAAAGAGUAUAAACUGAUUCAGUGAAAUCAAGGGUCAAGAUGAGUACUGUUGGCUCGUCAUUGCCUGACUGGUAACAUCUAAUUUUUGAUUGUCAGUCAUUUUGCCUUGUUCUUGUCAGUAAAGAAUUUAAGAUGAACUGAUUACAGAGAAUUCCCUGAAUAAGGGCAUCUGGAAGGCAAAGUUGGUAGUAAAAUGGCUGAGAAAAUGUUCUCAGCUACUUUUUAUUCUCAGAACAUUAAUGUUCUUCAGUCAAUAUUUUAUAUUGAUUAUACAUUUAUUGUUUUAAACCAGAUUUAUAAAACAUUCCUAAGCUGUGUACUGUUACCACAGUUUAAAAUACAGGGACUUUGAAAUCAGGUUUGUUUCUGUUGUUAAUCUCAAACAAUUAUUACUCCAAAUACCUGCUCGAUGUGCAGCAGUGACCCCUGUGUGUGUUGCUGGGCACCUUUGAGCUCUGCAGUGUUGUCAAGGACAGCUGAACUUUGACCUUCAAACUUUGGCUGAAUGAAAAAGAAAGCAGAGGACCUGUUUAAAUAUCUCCUGUGCUAGUACAAAAACAUUAAAAUCAUCACAUUUGUUGAUUAAUAAUUGGCUAUUCAAAAAAGUAGAUUCUAAUUAUGGUGUAAUCUAGCAAUCACGUCACAGAUAGUUUUAUAAAUGAGGCUGUAAGUUUGGCAAUGGUGGUUUAGUGGACAGUAGCAUAUUGGUUGUGCCUAAAGUACACUAAAAUCUGAUUAUGAUGAUACUUAUCCUGAGUUUGAAAUAUUCUAUAAAUGUUCUACAUAUGUAAUAAAGUAUAUAGAGUAUGGUAUAAAAUAUAGGAUUUGUUUAAAAAUAAACACACAUUAAUUAUAA